AGUAGACGCCAUUUUGUUUGCAGGAAAGGGUGCCGACCACCACCCUCCUCCUCCUCCUCCUCCCACUCCGGCGACAAAACCAGAGCAAGGUAAAGUGCGUACUCUCUUGAUCUGUAAUCCAUUGAUCUAUACGGCCUGAUAUUGGUAUGGUAGGGCUUUAAGCUUGAUAAUGUGAAACCCUAGCUAGGGUUAGAGGUAGGGUUUUGCCGGGAAAUAGGUUCCGAAUCCUUGCUCGACUUCAAUGGGGAACUGCUGUAGAUCUCCAGCUGCCGUGGCUAGAGAAGAUGUGAAGUCGGCUAACUUCUCCGGCGGCCACGAUCACGGCAAGAGGGACAAGUCCGGCACUGGAGGCAAGCAUAAGCCGAUCACUGUUCUGGCUGACGUGAAGAAGGAGAACAUUGAGGAGAGGUAUCUGGUUGAUAGGGAGCUGGGGAGGGGUGAGUUUGGCGUGACUUACCUGUGCAUUGAUCGUGGCUCCAGGGAGCUUUUGGCUUGCAAAUCCAUUUCCAAACGGAAGCUUCGGACAGCUGUCGAUGUGGAUGAUGUGAGGCGAGAGGUGGCUAUAAUGAAGCACUUGCCGAAAAAUUCAAGCAUUGUAAGCUUGAGGGAGGCUUGCGAGGAUGAUAAUGCAGUCCAUUUGGUGAUGGAGCUUUGUGAAGGAGGUGAGCUUUUCGAUAGGAUUGUGGCACGUGGCCACUACACAGAACGUGCUGCUGCUGCUGUUACUCGGACGAUUAUGGAGGUUGUACAACUCUGCCACAAACAUGGAGUCAUCCACAGGGAUUUGAAGCCUGAAAACUUUUUGUUUGCCAAUAAGAAGGAAAAUUCACCUCUGAAGGCUAUUGAUUUUGGUCUGUCCAUCUUCUUUAAGCCAGGUGAAAGAUUUUCUGAAAUUGUUGGCAGCCCUUAUUAUAUGGCCCCUGAAGUGCUGAAGCGAAAUUAUGGACCUGAAAUAGAUAUAUGGAGUGCAGGAGUGAUUCUAUAUAUACUAUUAUGUGGGGUUCCUCCUUUUUGGGCUGAAUCUGAACAAGGUGUUGCGCAGGCUAUUUUACGUGGGGCGAUAGAUUUCAAACGUGAACCCUGGCCAAGUAUCUCAGAGAGUGCCAAGAGUCUCGUGAAGCAAAUGUUGGAGCCAGACCCUAAGCUUCGACUGACUGCAAAACAAGUACUUGAACAUUCUUGGCUCCAGAAUGCUAAGAAGGCUCCAAAUGUUCCUCUGGGAGAUGUUGUGAAGUCUAGGUUGAAGCAGUUUUCCUUGAUGAAUAGGUUCAAAAGGAAGGCUUUGAGGGUUAUUGCUGAUUUCUUAUCCAACGAAGAAGUUGAAGACCUAAAAGAAAUGUUUGGAAAGAUAGAUACUGAUAAUGAUGGUAUUGUUUCAAUUGAAGAAUUGAAAGUUGGACUUCAGAAGCUCAAUUCUCAGCUGGCAGAAUCUGAAAUACAGAUGCUUAUUGAAGCUAUCGAUUCAAAUGGAAAAGGGACCUUAGAUUAUGGAGAAUUCAUAGCGGUCUCACUCCAUUUACAAAGAAUGGCUAAUGAUGAACAUUUGCGCAAGGCCUUCUCUUACUUUGAUAAGAAUGGGAACGGUUACAUUGAGCCGGAUGAGCUUCAAGAUGCUCUUAUGGAGGAUGGAUCAGAAGACUGUACAAACGUCGCGAAUGAUAUCUUUCAGGAAGUCGACACGGACAAGGAUGGUCUUAUCAGCUAUGAAGAAUUUGCGGCAAUGAUGAAGACGGGAACAGAUUGGAGAAAGGCUUCUCGGCAUUACUCGAGAGGGAGAUUCAACAGUCUGAGUGUGAAGCUGAUGAAGGACGGGUCUCUAAACCUGGGGGAAUGAGCGAAGAAGCCAGCAGCAGAAGCGCACAAAACUACAAAAAGAGAUGACAAAACUUCCCACACUUACAUGUUAUAUAUAUAAAUGGGGUGUAUCAUAUCCAUAAUACUUAGAGAAAUCUCAUCAUUAUUUAUUGGCCACCGACGUUUAUAAACGAGGGAUUAUUGCUAGCUACCAUUUAGAAUUGUGGGUUUGCGAGCGAGCGAGCGAGGAUCGUGACUUGGUAAUCUUCUUUUUUUAGCCUCUUCAAAAUUAUUGUUAAUCGAGUAGAACCCAUAGUGUGUUCUUUUAGCUGUUCGACACACCUUCCUUCCUUGUAUGAAUGUGAUCCU
Cuscuta campestris is the source of this 2163-nucleotide messenger RNA. NCBI's taxonomy places the organism in Eukaryota, Viridiplantae, Streptophyta, Magnoliopsida, Solanales, Convolvulaceae. The record is from the annotation of a GenBank genome assembly.